Messenger RNA from Acipenser ruthenus (sterlet), 7604 nucleotides. Its product is annotated as aryl hydrocarbon receptor-like. Gene Ontology annotation, cellular component: aryl hydrocarbon receptor complex; nucleus. Bases 402 to 3695 code for a protein of 1097 amino acids. Gene Ontology annotation, molecular function: protein dimerization activity; nuclear receptor activity; transcription cis-regulatory region binding. Gene Ontology annotation, biological process: regulation of transcription by RNA polymerase II. Lineage: Eukaryota; Metazoa; Chordata; Actinopteri; Acipenseriformes; Acipenseridae. The transcript is spliced from 11 exons. The record is from RefSeq and is a predicted model, not a curated record.
AGUGUUACAGUUCUCUGGAUUGGUCUGAGCAAAGUGAAAACAACACCAAAGAACACAAGGAAACUUUGUUUUGGAGGCAGUAUAGUGACAGCUUUAAAAAAAAAAUUUUUAAAAAACUGAAAAGGAUAAGGGAAAUUUGUUCUGAUCACGCCAUUACUAUUCACUUGUAACAGGAAACUUUCCACGAAUAUUUUUCAAGGUUUCUUUGGGCUUCUCGGAUAUUUAUUUAUUUAUUUUAAUUUUUUUGCAUUUGGAUUAGCCAGUUCCGCGCUGAGGUGGUUGAAUGUCGACAACAUUCAUUCUCUUCGGGGAUUUUACUUAUCUCUGGGUCUGAUCGCAUUUCUUUGAAAAUUGCGUGCAAUGUGAAGAAACUUUACUAGCUACACUAACUUGUAAGAGUAAUGUUGGCCACCGGAGGGAUCUACGCUGUCAAAAAACGAAAGAAGCCGAUACAGAAAAUCCCAAAGCCCCCACCCACAGAUGGAGUCAAAUCGAACCCGUCUAAGCGACAUCGGGACAGGCUGAACUCUGAGCUGGACAAGCUGACCAGCCUGCUGCCGUUCUCGGAGGAUGUGCGCGCGCGCCUCGACAAGCUCUCUGUGCUGCGGCUCAGCGUGGGUUAUCUCAAAGUCAAGAGCUACUUUAAUGCCACCAUGAAGAAGAACAAUGUGGGCUGGCUCAGGGAGAAGCCAGGGACUUUCGGAGGGGACGGACAGAGCGUGCCUCAGACUAACGGAACCAGCUUCUCUGAAGGGGACCUCCUGCUCCAGGCUCUGAAUGGCUUUGUCUUGGUAGUCACAGCAGAAGGAUAUGUUUUCUAUUCGUCACCUACCAUACAGGAUUAUCUUGGCUUUCACCAGUCUGACGUGGUCCAUCAGAGUGUGUUUGAGCUGAUCCAUACAGACGACCGGGCUAUGUUCCGGCGCCAGCUUCACUUCGCCCUCAAUCCUAACUCAUUUGAAUCUGAGCAGGGCACGGAACUCAUGCAAAGUGGCAGCAAUAGCACCGGGCUUUCCAACAUUGUGAACUAUGACCCCCAACUCAUUCCACCUGAAAACUCAUCCUUCCUGGAGAGAAGCUUCUGCUGCCGCUUCCGCUGUCUCCUUGACAACUCUUCUGGCUUUCUGGCACUCAAUUUCCAAGGCCGGUUGAAGUUCCUCCAUGGGCAGAACAAGCUAUCGGAGGAUGGCACUCUGGUCCCCUCUCAGCUGGCUCUAUUUGCCAUUGGCACACCCCUCCAGCCUCCUUCCAUUCUGGAGAUCAGGACCAAGACCCUCAUCUUCCAGACGAAGCACAAGCUGGACUUCACACCUAUGGGAUGUGACACCAGAGGGAAGGUGGUCCUGGGUUACACAGAGACUGAGCUCUGCAUGAGAGGCACCGGGUAUCAGUUUAUUCACGCAGCCGAUAUGAUGUACUGCGCAGACAACCAUGUCAGAAUGAUUAAAACAGGAGAAAGUGGCCUCACAGUAUUCAGACUACUGACCAAGAACGGAAGCUGGGUUUGGGUCCAGGCAAAUGCUCGCCUUAUUUAUAAGGGAGGAAGGCCAGAUUUCAUCGUUGCCCGUCAAAGAGCCUUGUCAAACGAAGAAGGGGAGGAGCACUUGCGCCAGCGGACAUUGCAGCUUCCCUUCAACUUCGCCACCGGAGAGGCGGUCCUUUACGAAACCGGUUCUACUGGGGAUGACUUCUCUAACAUCUUUCCAGCCACAAACAAGAAGGGUGCUGAACAGAAGAGCAUUGAUCCCAACUCUCUUCUGGGUGCCAGGCUGAAGCAAGAUCAGUCCAUCUACGUGUCGCAUGCGGCCUCCGUGCCCCAGUAUUCCCUCGAUAAAGCCAUGGAUGACACCACGAUUGUUAAUGUCCUGGGUGACCCCUGGAUUCCAGGAAACCACAGACAGAACGCCAACAUUAAGGAGGAAAGCGAGACCUUGGCCAUGAUGGAGGCUUUGGAGAAGCUCUUCAAUGGAAAUGACCUCCAACAUGUUGAUGGGCUGGAGCUAAAGCACUGGGAGGAAACCUUGUUCAAGAUGGAUAUUAACAACAGUGAAAUGUCCUUAGAGCUCAAUGAUAUCCUUAACAAUGACAUAUUUGCCUAUGUUGAGGAUGCCUUGUUCAAAGAGCAAUGCAAACCCAACAACAACGGGAAAGAUAAUGGCCGGUCUUCUAUCAACUCCCUGGCCAACCAGAUGGAUUCCAUUGGAGUUGUACAGCCAAAUUUAUUUGAAGGCCAACUUCUGAAUGGCUUUGUUGAGCAGUUUGGCAAACAAACAUGCUCACAGCUGCCACAGGAUCAAACCUUACAGGACUUCCAGAAGCCGCCUUUGCAAUCUUUUCAGGCCACCCAGAUGGAUCUAAACCAGCAGUUGCUAUCAGCCCAUCAGAUAAGCACCCAGCCCAACCAAGUUGGAAUGGAUGAGCCCAGUCUGGAAGGCUUCCAAGGCUUUCUGCAGGCUGGUCCUCAAAAUCACAUAGGACUGAAUGUCUCAAAUGACAUGCAGCCCAGGCUUCAACAACAGUCACCUGCCAAUCUGAACACCCCAAACUCCUUUGUUCACUUCAGCUCCCAAGACAGCAUGGAGCUCAAUGCUAACAGUCAACUGCAGUUUGGCCAGACGCUGGCUGGACCCUGUGCACAGAACCUCAUGGGACACAGCUUGCAGCAGAAUGCAGUUGGCUCCCGGGGUUUGUUUGACCACGGGCAGCCACAGAUACCCCAGAAUAACAUGGACGGUUACUCUCAAAACCAAAUAACACCAAACCCCCAGGCCAACAAUGGCCAGCCCAACCCACUGGCUCUCCAAAGCCAACUUCAGAAGUCCCAGCUGAUGCCAGCACAGCAGCUACUGAACCCUAUGUCUUCUACUGAGGAUAGUCAAUGGGUCACUUCCACGUCCAACACUAACUACACCCAGAACCAUCAGCAGGUGCCCAUGUCGGCCCAGAAUGAAUUACAAAGGGAUCUGCUAUCCCUGCCCCAGAACACUUUGAUGAUGAAUCAGCUACCAAAACAGCACCACCAUCAAGCAAAUUUAGUGCAGAGAAUGCAACAGUUGCAGCCGCAAGCGGUGACCCAAAAUGGACAGCUGUACCCCACUGAGUCACACCAGGAAAGAGUACUGGGUGUUCAACCUAUAGUGUCUUAUAGCCAAACCCAAGAACUUCAAAGCAUCCCCCAAAUAAGUUCUCUGUUGGCUCAGAACAGUCCGUUUCAACAGUGUGGGUUGGGCUUCGGACCCCAACAAAUAAGCAAGGUCUAUCAGACCCCUGUGGGAUCAGCAGGCCUCCCUUCGACAAGCAGCUGCAUGUUCAAGAGCAAUUCCUCUCCCCCGAUGAAUGGGGUGCAGUUCAGCAGUAUGGAACACUCUACCCCUUCUUGCCUUAAUAUAAAGCCGCCCCCCAACCAAAUCCCCCUCCAGGCAUCCUGCUACUACCAGACGAAGCCUAGCGAACCCAUAGUGGGCACUACAGUCAUUGCUCAGGACGACAUCAGCAUCAGCCCUCCGUCAUGCCAGUUCCAGCCUGGCUUUCCUCCUGAGAUUCUCCUGGAGCAGUGCUUUAUAAACUGCAAUGGGCAGACUCCGCAACCAGGCCAUCCAAUGGAAGAAAAUGGAGAGUUACCCUAUACUGCACUUCCUAACGGAAACACAUAUUUCCCAAAACAUUCUGGACAAGCCAACUGCUGUGAUUACUAGAUGGAUAUCACUGUGUGCAGCAUUUUAGAGCACAAAAAAAAGCACACAGCCACGUGAAAUCAACAAUUGCCUUAAGAAAUUAUUAUUAUUAUUAUUAUUGGUGGUUGUUCCUUUUUGCUGUGGACAGUUUCACCCUCAGAAAGAUUUCUCUCUUUUUUGGGCAAAAUUCUGCUGAAUCCAAAAGGGAUACUUAGAUGUCAUUCCCAAGUAUUUGAAAGGAGUCCAGCAUGUUGAUUUUAUUAUAGACUAAAGUUUUUGGUAUAAGAAAAGCCAUCAGAAGAAAUGAAAUCUUUUGUCAAGUAAAUGUGGCUGGAUGAACUAAUGCUGGCGUGUGCAUGGUGAUUUUCACAUUCAAAACAGACUGGAUUAUAUUCUAUAAUCUCAUUUUGCUAAAUGAAAGCAGCUCCGCAGAGGGUAUGUAUUUGUCUCAGCAUUCUGAAAAACCUACGGUAGGGUCAAAAUACCAGAAUCACGUCCAAUAUUUGGUGAAUAAUAUAAUCACAAAACCAUAGCAACAACAAAGGGUUCAUAACACCAGAAUGACCUUUACUGCAGAAAUUGGAAGCAAUUUGGAGGAAACCCCAAAACAGGGUUACACAUGCAAGAGGCCCUGCUCACUAUCUUACAGUGGUUUGGAUUGUGAAUGUAGCCUCUGUUCCCAUAUAUCUAAUCAUAUUACUCUCAAUGCUAUUGUAACUAUCAUGUGUAUGCUUCAGCUUCAUUUUGUUUGUACAAAAAAGCCCACCCUUUUUAUAUUUUGUAUGCAUUUUAUUGAAAUGAUUAACUUGUGCCCUUGAGCCAUUGAAACUCUAUUGUAUGGUAUUUUCUUCUUUUGUUGUGUGAGUGAGCGUGUGUGUUUUUGUAUAUGUGCUCUCAGUUAGCAGUCAAGAAGGAGGCACCCUGGCCAAACAUUAAAAAUGCAAUAUCCCUUGGAUUCAAAGCCCAGGGAAAAUCCGUGUGAAUUUUCUUUCUCUUAAAAAAAAAAACAAAAAAAAACGAUGUGCUGAAAAAUGUGCAAUUUUUCUUUUAAACUUUAACGCACAAACAUCCCAUUUAAUGAUGCUUUUAGCUUUGCUUUUUUAAUUCUUGAUUAUAAAAGAACCAGAAUUAAUGGGAAAUGUGAAUUUUGAAAUAUCAUAUUUUUCUAGCUGUGGAUCCGACAUUAUCUAAUAAAACACAGCUUCUGUAGAAGGUCGGGCAGUUUUUUCCUGGUUGCUGGAAUCAUGGAAAGGUGAUUGGAAGGGAGUUGCAAAGGAUGCUGGACAAUGAAGUUCUAAUUUCCCUUUGAAAGAAACAAGCACUUGUCUAAGAAACAGGGUUGUUUUAUAGCCAAAUAUUUCAGAUAAGCAAAUAAAAAAUCCACAAUAAAUAAGACCUGACAUUUUUUGUAUAGUGCUCAAUGUGGAGUGUCCUAUUAUAUGUCAAUGAAGACAGAUAUCGAUUAUUAUUAUUGGGUUUUGUUUUUGAGGAGAUGAGAGAUGCACGUACAGAUGUACACUAUAUAGUAAGAUUAUAUACCCUAAUAAUCUGUUGUAACAUAGAUCAUUGGCACAGGAUAGUCUUUGCCAGGAAUGCCAUUAACGUACACAAAUGAGAGCUAAUAUAUUUACAGGUAUUGCAAACAGUGGAUUUAGCUGGACAGUGAUUUGUAGUUCAGGCUUUGAAGUGGGAAUUGCAUUUUUAAUGUAACUGAUUUUAUGUACCACCUUUAAAGCUAAUACAACAAAGCAAAUAUAUAUAUUUUUUUUAUUUAGUCAUUGCCAAUUAUUUUUUAUUAUUUUCUCCCAAUUUGGAAUGGCCAAUUAUUUUUAGGCUCAGCUCACCACUACCACCCCUGUGCUGACUCGGGAGGGCGAAGACGAACACACGCUGUCCUCCGAAGCGUGUGCCGUCAGCCGACCGCUUUGUUUCACACUGCGGACUCACCAUGCAGCCACCCAAGAGCUACAACAUCGGAGGACAACGCAGCUCUCAGGCAGCUUAAAGGCAAGCCUGCAGGUGCCCGGCCAGACCCCGCCCCCCCUCCCGGGCGACGCUUGGCCAAUUGUGCACCGCCCCCUGGGAGCUCCUGUCCAUGGUCGGCUGUGGAAUAGCCUGGACUCGAACCGGCGACGUCCAGGCUAUAGAGCUCAUCCUGCACUCCAAACAGAGUGCCUUCACCGGAUGUGCCACUCGGGAGCCCCCCAAAGCAAAUAUUUUAUAGGUUUUUUUUUCUGUUUUGUUUUUUGAGAAGGAAGCUGAAGGUUGUGGUCUGCAGUUAGACAGAGAUGUAAAAUGGCAGCUAUUUAAGGAAAGAUUAAAAAGUGCUUUACACUACAGAGCAGAAGAUUUGCCGAGGCUAGUGUUGGUCGGAUUGGAUGUAAACAUACAUAAAAGCUGGUGAAAACGAGUGUGACAACUAGAAAUAUGAGCAGAUUACUUACAGCGCCUAGUCAUAUAUCUAGAAAGACGCUGCCUGUCAAAGAUACAGUCGGAGUUGAAGAGUCAUGCCUCAAAUGCUUUCAGGGAGGAUUGGUCACUGAUACCUGUUGGUCAGUCAAUAGCAAGUUAAGGAAAUGAUAAAUAAGAAUGAAAAAUAAUCUUUUUGCUGCCCUGCAUACAAAUAGUAUGCCCUCGUCAUUACUUCAUGUACAUCUAAAAGCAUUUUACAACAAUUUAAAAUAGUCAUUAAGUCAUAGUCAUUCCGGCCCAUUUCUUUCUCCACUGUUGCACGUAUCUGUAUAACAGCUUCAACGUAAUCUCAUUUAUUUUGGUAUUUCAUGGAAUAAUUGAACAGACUCCAUAGAACAUGGUUGCAGGAUCAGAUCUUUCAGAUUCAUAACCUGGUAGCUUGUGGAACACCGAUGCUAGCAGAGUUCUUAUGACAGAUGAAAUUACACUGUGCUGUAAUUCUGAUAUAACUAGAUAACUCAUGUUGAGCUUAACAUAUUUUAAUCGCUAAGAAAGAUGUCAUAAGAUAUUAAAGACAUUUUAUUUGUAUUAAAAAUAUAAAUAAAACAUUGGCAUUAAGAUUUGCAGAAAUGGUAUACUGGUAUUACCACUUGGCUUCAUAUAUUUCCAGAUUCUUUCCAUAGUUUCAAGGAAUAAGUCUAUACUUGGUCUUUUUUCAUAAUUCAAACAUUAACUUAAAUGAUGUACAUAAGAGUCAUGAAUGCAAAUGAACAACGACUAAUUACCAAAUAAUGUUUUUAAAGAUGUAAUAUAAUGUGCACUGUAUUGGCUUUCUUAAUAUCUAGGGUGAAAUGUCCUUUUUCUUACAUUAAUAAACAAAGUGCAUCAAAAAUAUUACACCACAACUGUAAAAAAAAAAUAAAAAAAAAUAAAAGGAUUUUAUAACAGUCCAAUGUAUUUUUUGAAUACUGACAUUAUUGUGUUAAUGAAAAAUAUCAAUGAAAGCAACCCUAUUCAAUUGAAUUGUUUAUUUAUUAAACUGGAAGGACAUACCAAAAUGUCUAUGUCAUCUCCAAGAGACAGAUGCACAAAACCAAAAAAAGGACAAUUAAAUAGUUAAAAUAAAAUUACAGCAAAUCCCAUUCUACUGAUAAUCAUGGACUAAAGUUGGUAAACUUCUAGAAAAGGAUGAACUUUGUAAAAAGAAGGGUGUAAGUUUGAACAUGCAGGCAUUUCUGACAAUUGCAUUAAAAUCAAUACCCGUUUGGAUUUUAAUAUUGGACCAUUAUUGGCCAUUUUAACCAAAUUGUACAUUAUCAAUAGUUACAAUUCAGUAAUCAUUUUCUGAAUUUUACUCCAAAUGUCACUAAUUCAAAUGGGAAAAUAUGUGGCAUUAUGUAAACACCCAAAUAUAAGUGUUUCUGUGCUGUGUUAUUAUAUCCUAAAACACCCUUAGAUUCUGGCACAAUCUGGUACCAAUAUAAAAUGAAAUUAAAAAAAAAAAAGAAUUGAACUGGC